Messenger RNA from Mauremys mutica (yellowpond turtle), 4264 nucleotides. RefSeq names its product cytochrome b5. The transcript has 5 exons. Gene Ontology annotation, cellular component: intracellular membrane-bounded organelle; mitochondrial outer membrane. Lineage: Eukaryota; Metazoa; Chordata; Testudines; Geoemydidae. The record is from RefSeq and is a predicted model, not a curated record. The coding region runs from base 73 to 504 and encodes 143 amino acids. Gene Ontology annotation, molecular function: heme binding.
GUGGCCUAGGUACGGCGGCCGCGCUGGGUUUAACUAGUUUGCCGUUCGGUAAAGGUGCCGGCGGGAGCCGGGAUGGGGAGCGAACAGCUCAGCGCUGGUGGGGUUGGCGCGGCGCCCGAGGGCGGCCCCUUCUUCACCCUGGCGGAGGUGGCGAAGCGCAACUCGAGCCGCGAGGCCUGGCUGGUGAUCCACGGGCGCGUGUACGACGUCGGCCGCUUCCUGGACGAGCAUCCAGGUGGAGAGGAGGUUUUGCUCGAACAGGCUGGUAAGGAUGCCACAGAGAGCUUUGAAGAUGUUGGGCACUCCACAGAUGCCAGGGAAAUGCUCAAAGAGUACUUCAUAGGAGAGGUUCACCCGUGCGAUCGUAAAAAUGAAGGCUCUAAGGAUCCAAACACGACAUCCUCAAGCCAGUCAAGUUUCUGGUCAGCAUGGCUAAUCCCCAUCUUUGGCGCACUAGUCAUAGGCUUAAUGUACCGAUAUUACAUGUUGGAUGGGAAAUCUUGAUCUGACCUCGCUGGAACCUUGAGAAGCAUGAGACCACAUGCAUGCAAGCAAGAGCUCUGGGGUUUUGGUUUUCUUAAACCUUGUGUAUUUUGUUCUUAGCUUUGAGUCUGUCUAGCAAUGGUGGUGUCUGCAGAGUCAAGCUACUGUUAGAGAGUGUCUGUCCAGACUCUGGGAUCCGCUGCCCUGUCUCACGUUCUCUUCAGAGUCUUCGUAUGUGUGUUGGGGCAGGGGGUGAGGUGCAGUGUCCUAAUAUUCCAUUAUAUGUCUAGUCUGGCUCGCUGUAAUAAUCAGUCAUGGGUAACGUUUCUUUUAACACCUUUUUGUUAAUCCCAACAAUGUGGAACAGCUGCUAGCAUGUGAGCCUGUGAAAUGCCCCUGUCUUCCAUGUGAGCAUUGUCAAAGAAACUGCAAGUUGUCUACAAUCCCAUCAAGCAGAAGUGUUCUGAGACUGAGCAGAACAGCUUUCCCAGUGCACCCAGGCAACACUAACAGAGGCAGCAGGAAAUUGCUAGCUCUUGUUGUCUCUUCAUAUAUGUGGCUGUUUUUAAAUGGUUAAGCAAAUAUAUAUAUUUUAAAAAUGAUCCAUUUCACUUUGUAAUAUUUGUCUGUCCUGUAAAACGAGAGCUCACAGCUGCUGUACUUGGGACCCCAGCUCCAUAGGAACUGACAGCUGGUUUCUUGGAACAGGUCUCCUCUCUCUCUCCCGGAGCUCUUCAUCUUGACACGUGUACUUGGGUUAAAACACAUUCCUAUUGAAAACAUGAGGGUGGGCUGGACAAAAACUAUCCCUUCCCUCAUACAGCCUGGGUUCCUGGGGAGGGCUAGCAGGAAGAGUAGCAGUUAGAACUCCCUGCUUGGGAUUGGCGUAUGAUGUUCUGGUUUUCUCUUGGGACUGGAGUGUGGAUGUUCCUAUUUUCCUGUGUCUAUUCCAGAAGCUACCCUCUGCCGCCAGCCCCAAACAGGGAAGAGAGGCAGGACAAAGCAUGUUUUAUGCAUCAUAAGGCAUUUAUCUCUCCUAUCUCUUCCAGUAGUGUAGUCCUGUGGCUCUACAAUCUGUGGUAACGGCAGUGAGAAAUACAAUACAACACCAAGUAGAAAAGAGGAAUUAGUGUUCUGGUUCCUACCAUCCCUCUGUGAUUCUAUUGUUUCUAAAUUGCUCUGAGACUCUUUCCCAAUUGGGGGGGAUAUUGGCAAUAAGGAGAGGACCAUAGCAGAGCCUGUCAUUGGAUAGUAGAUAGGGAAUGCCCUCCUUCCUUUAUUGCUUCUCUUUUUACUGCAUGCUUCUGUCCUGUAUAUGAGAACACCAUCUGGAAGGGUUUUUUUUAAUUUUUUUAGCUGCUUGUUAUUCCCCACUUCCAUGCAGCCAGUGUGCUCCCCAAAGUUGCUGUUGAGUCUUUGAAAAAACGAGCCUGCAAUUCCCAGAAUUCAAUGUAAAAAGCCAUGAAGUCUCUCUUGACAGGAAAGAAUGACUAUUCAAAUGGCCUUAACUCCCUUCCAACAUGUGGGAUCCUGUCACUACCAUGACCAUGUCACUCACGUGGCUUAGCACUAAUUAGCAGGCUUUUGGGGCUGCUGCCUCUGAGUCAUCUUCCAUAUCAUGAUUCCUUAGAACAGAAGUAUUAAAAGGCCCUUCCCUUUGGUGCGGGACUCCCCUCCUCUGCUGUGGAUUAUGUUCUGUCUUCUGUUGUGAACUGCGGGAGGUAGAAAGCUGCUAUCCAUAGUGAGGGGGAACCCUUGGGUUACGGUGUGGUGCUGAGAAUUGGUAAAACAGUUUUUAGCCGUUCCAUCCAUUACAAGCUGUCCUUGGUCUGCUGCUACAGGGGAAGGGACUGAACCCAAGGUUAACUUUAACAGUUCAUCAGCCUGGGGUGUGUGUGUGUGGGUGUGUGUGUGUGUUGGGUCCAGUUGUACGAGGGGUAUACAUUUGAGCCACGCAAAAUCCAUUGGGAAAGAUCUUGCAAAUAUCCAUGAUUUUUAAAAUAUUUAAAAGGGAUAUAUGGGGUGACCUGGCUAAUUAUAGACCUGUAAGCCUGACAUCAAUCCCAGGCAAAAUAAUGGAACGUCUGAUACAGAACUUCAUUAAUAAAGAAUUUAAUCCAUUGUGAGUUAAGCAUAUGUACAAUCUAGUUUGUCCUUAUGAGAGAACUAGCCCCCUCACUCAGCACUACAUUUAUUGUCUUAAGCAGCUAGAGCCACGUUUUAAUAUCUGUGGAAUCCAUCACGUUUCAGCCAGCGGUGUCCACUGUGGUCUGUGGGGCACUUACUUGUCUAUUUCCACUGAUGAUAGACUGUGGUGCAGUCCACAGUUUGGAAUCAAAGUCAGCAAAUAUCUGGAGUGCAGACUGUUGGGGAAGCAUAGUGCUCUGUAAGAGAGCUGUGAGUCUGGCCAUCAGCCCCCUAAUUCUUCCAAACAAAGGGGAUACUUUUUUGAGUGACUUGUUUGCUCAUUAACAGCAGUAGGGGCUUAUUUUGAAGUCUGUAUUGCUACUUUACAGGGUUUAGUUUUAACAAGGAGGAAGGCCUAGUUGGCAUCUAAUAAUAUCUGCCUCUAGGUUUCCUCUGGCAAGAUCAUAUUAUGUCUGUAUUCGAAAGGAGAGCUGUAACAGUUUUUGGUCUAAUUGAGUGCAUUCACGGUGUUUGACAGACACUUGCACUGAUUCCUGGAGCAGUAAUUUGCCACUGGUACUGUAAAAUGGCAAUACCUAGUUGCUUCUGAUUCCUGGGGUAAGGAUGGCAGGUUCAAUUACCUUCUGCUGCUGGAGACCUGGCCACAAACACAAUUGGAAGUUUGUUGACUGUGUUGAAGGACCAAAAUUUCAUCAAAUGAGCAGUCAUGAUAGGCAGGUUGGACUGUCUAGGACUGAAAUAAGAUGGUGCUACUUGUUUGUAUAGAAGCACACUGGCAGAUAGGAGCAUACAUGACUGACAAUGCAAUCAGUCCAUAACUUUCACAAGCUUGUGCACUUACUUUUUUUUUUUUUUUUUUUUAAAGGAUUGGGUUCAUCCAGUUUUCUUCAUUCCUUUUUCCUUACAAGUCAUGUGGAUAGUGGUUAAAACUUAGGUUUAAAGCUAACUAAAACCAGCUUUAAAACUUGAAUGAACACAGAAACAAUAAUAGCUUGUUUACCUAUUUCAUUUCAGAAUUUUUUAAAAACAAAAAUAUUUGUCUUUAAAGUGAGUUUCUCACAAAGCAAGUUUGUUACCAGACCUGCUACAGGAUAAAGGUAUUGUCUCAACUUUCAUCCAUGCAAUAAAGAUAUUUCAGUGAAAAUAAAGCUGGGUGUGUAGGGUCUGUUCCCUUCAGGUGUUCUGGAAAAGGUUUCUACUAAACUACUGUAUACAUGACCAGAGGCAGCUUUAAAAUUAUUAAUAUAACUAAAUUAAAACUGGCCUCCAGAGUGCCAGAGUACUGCUACUGGGUUUCUGACUCUUCAAAAACAUAAAUUCCUUGGCAUAUGAAUGCAAGUGUAACAGUGGCUUUGUGGAUGCUGUGAAGACCAAGGAGCCAGAUUUGAGUCUGUUUUCAUUUCUGUUGAAAUUAGCUGAUAAAGGAAACAAAUUGCAAGGGAACAAGGUACAGGUCUGUCUGUAAAGCCAAGGUUCAAAUCUGGUUGUCUUGGAAACUGAUCCAAGUAAAUUGCUGAUUGUGAUGGGAAGAAUUUAGGAAGCUGCCUGGUUCUGAAAUUGUAACGAUUUCUACAAUGCAAAUUUGUAUCUGGAUAUUGUCUGUCCAGUGAAACACUGGAUUAUAUACUUUUUU